Engraulis encrasicolus (European anchovy) is the source of this 7699-nucleotide messenger RNA. Its product is annotated as membrane-associated phosphatidylinositol transfer protein 2-like. Gene Ontology annotation, cellular component: cytoplasm. NCBI's taxonomy places the organism in Eukaryota, Metazoa, Chordata, Actinopteri, Clupeiformes, Engraulidae. The record is from RefSeq and is a predicted model, not a curated record. The coding region runs from base 316 to 4800 and encodes 1494 amino acids. Gene Ontology annotation, molecular function: phosphatidylcholine binding; phosphatidylinositol binding; phosphatidylcholine intramembrane carrier activity. The transcript is spliced from 29 exons. Gene Ontology annotation, biological process: phospholipid transport.
CCCCCUCCACUCCCGUCCUAUCUUUCGUCCCUAUUCUCCUCCUCUCCUCUCCUCUCCUGUCUCCUCCCGGCGCUCUGAACUGCACUGAAGGCUUGGACUCGCACCCAGAGCCUCAACACUGGGACCCACUCCAUUGCCGGACGCUCCUCAAACCCCAACAUUCGGACUCCCCCCAACAUUCGGACUCCCCCCAACAUUCGGACUCACGUCUUUCGGAACCCCUGAACUCUGGGAGCCGGUCCCUGAACCCCUGAACUCUGGGACCAACCUCAGUGUGACCUGUAUGUGACCCCCGCGCAGCGUGAGCGAGCCGCCAUGUUGAUCAAGGAGUACCGCAUCCCCAUGCCCCUCAGCGUGGACGAGUACCGCAUCGCACAGCUCUACAUGAUACAGAAGAAGAGUCGAGAGGAGAGCUGUGGAGAGGGCAGCGGGGUGGAGAUCUUGGAGAACAAGCCCUACACAGACGGGCCGGGGGGCGCCGGACAGUACACACACAAGGUGUACCACAUUGGUCAGCACAUCCCCAGCUGGUUCCGCUCCAUCCUGCCCAAGGCUGCCCUGCGCGUGGAGGAGGAAUCCUGGAACGCCUACCCUUACACACGCACGCGGUACACAUGUCCCUUUGUGGAGAAGUUCUCCAUAGACAUAGAGACCUUCUACAAGUCGGACACGGGAACGCAGGCGGAUGUCUUCAACCUCUCGCCCGCAGAGAGACGACAGAGGACCCUUGACCCCAUCGACAUUGUGAAGGACCCCAUCGCAUCGCACGAGUACAAGCUGGAGGAGGACCCGCGCAUCUACUGCUCAGCCAAGACCAAGCGCGGGCCCCUGACGGACGACUGGAUCGAGGACAUCAUCUACGACCCCAGCAAGGGGCCCGUCAUGUGUGCCUACAAGCUCUGCAAGGUCGAGUUCAGAUACUGGGGCAUGCAGUCCAAAAUCGAGAGGUUCAUCCACGAUGUUGGUCUGCGUAAGGUGAUGGUGCGUGCCCACCGGCAGGCCUGGUGCUGGCAGGACGAGUGGUGGGGUUUGACCAUGGAGGACAUCCGGGAGCUGGAGCGCCAGACGCAGCUGGCCCUGGCCCGCCGCAUGGCCCAGUACUCCAACGAGGGCGGAGGAGGAGAGGGCGAGGAGGAGGAGGAGGAGGAGGAGGAGGAGGAGGAGCGGGAGGAGCAGGAGAGCCUGGACAAGUGCCAGGAGGCCCAGGAGCUCGAGCAUGACAACCAGAGCCAGCACCUCCUUCAGACCCCCAGCCCCAACAAUAACGCCCAGCAGACGCCGUCCGGCGCCCCCGACUCACUGAGGGCCUCGCGGGGACACCUCACCAAGCAGUGGUCCACCUCCUCCAGGUCCUCCCGCUCAUCCAAGAGAGGAGUGAGCCCGUCACGUCACAGCCUCUCAGAGUGGAGGAUGCAGAGCAUCGCUCGGGACUCAGACGACAGCUCCGACAACGAUGAGUUCUUUGACGCGUACGAGGACUUCUCUGACAAUGAAGAGAUCUUCCCCAAGGAGAUCACCAAGUGGAACUCUAAUGAGCUCAUGGACAAGAUUGAAGCGGCCGAUUCAGAAGAAGUUGCUGGUGAGCUGAGUCGAGACUACACGAGGGCAGCGAGCGAGGAGAGGCUGGAGGAAGAUGGUUCCCAGGCUCCACUGCGGGUGUGCAGUACCAACGUGUUGAUCCUGGUGCUUCACGGGGGCAACAUCCUGGACUCUGGCGGCGGCGAGGCCAGCUCCAAGCAGGCCGACGUCAACACGCUCACCUCCGCCUUCGACGCGGUGAUGCGCGUCCACUACCCGGCCGCGCUGGGCCACAUCGCCAUACGCCUGGUGCCCUGCCCCCCCAUCUGCGCCGAGGCCUUCUCCCUCGUUUCAAAUCUGAGCCCAUACAGCUAUGACGAGGGCUGCUUGAGCAGCAGUCAGGACCACAUCCCGCUGGCCGCACUCCCCCUGCUGGCCACUUCCUGUCCGCAGUACCAGGAUGCCGUCGCCGCCGUCAUCGUGCGGGCCAACCAGGCCUACGCAGACUUCCUCAAGUCCCUCGACGGGGCCGCCUUCUCAGGACAAGUGUGUUUAAUAGGAGACUGCGUGGGGGGCAUCCUGGGGUUCGAUGCCCUGUGUAGCAGCUCCCAAACGGUCCUCUGUGAGAGCCAGAACAGCAGCCGACGAGGAAGCCUAGUCAGCGUACAGGACCCUGAGCUGUUGUCCCCAGGCAUCGUGAUCAACUGCGGGCCCCCGUCCCCCACUCUCUCCCUAGAGGGCAGCCGGCAACUCAGCCGCAGCAACAUCGACAUCCCACAGGCAGGGGGCAGUGAAGAGCCAGGCCGGCAGGGUCUCCGCAAGAGGAGCGACUCCUCCACGUACGAAAUAGACACCAUCAAAUACCAACAAGACUUCCUGACAAGUCUGCACAGCACGGUGCUGCGUGCGGAGAGUGCGUCUCGCAGGUCGAGUAACAGCACGAUGCUUGAGGGCGGGGCUCUGGGCCGCUUCGACUUCGACGUGGCCGACUUCUUCCUGUUCGGCUCGCCUCUGGGUCUGGUGCUCGCUCUACGCAAGACUGUUAUACCCUCACUAGAGGUGUCCCUGCUGCGUCCUGCGUGUCAGCAGGUGUAUAACCUGUUCCACCCGGCCGACCCCUCUGCCUCCCGCCUGGAGCCCCUCCUGGAGAAGAAGUUCCACCUGCUGCCCCCCUUCAGCGUCCCCCGCUACCAGCGCUUCCCCCUGGGGGACGGAAACUCCGCCCUACUAGCUGACGUUGUUCAGUCUCAUGGCGGUGUCUUCGUGGAAAGCUCGUCGCCGUCGUCCCCUCACCCCGUGCCCCUCUGUCGGGCACACCGGAGGUCCAGUGAAGUCAGCAUUGCCAGCCAGGUAUCAGGGAUGGCAGAUAGCUACAAUGCCACCAACAUUGCUAACACCGCAGCAGCAGCAAAAUGCGACGUUGUGAAGCCGUCGAAAAGGAGCGGGCUGCUGGCCCAGCUGGCUUUGUCCUCUCAGGCCUCCGUUCGCUUCUUUCUACGGAGCCCGCCAGCGUCUCGAAAAAAGGGCACGGCCGCGGGCACAAGCUGGCCCUCAGGAGAGCCCGCCGUGGCGGCCGCAGCUGCUACUGCUACCGCUACUGCUACUACCGCUGACCCACCUUCACCCCUCCUACUUCCUGUGACCGAGCCGGGUCCUCAUAGGAUGGAGACGAAUAUGGGCGGCAGCAACAACAACAAGCAGUCCUUUGAGAUGGACCUCACUCCCGACGAAGACUUGUCACCAACGAUGGGUUUCAAUCGAUCGACCUCGGCUGCUCUUGACUUUGCCAUUUGCGAUCUGCUGUCUCUGGAUUCCAUCCCCGAUAUUGACCAAGUCGCUGCUCGCUGGUGGGGCAGCAAGAGGCUUGACUUCGCGCUGUACUGUCCGGACGCCUUGACGGCCUUCCCCACCGUGGCCCUGCCACACCUCUUCCACGCCUCCUACUGGGAGUCCACCGACGUGGUUUCCUUCCUGCUCAGACAGGUGAUGCGUCAUGAGCACUCCAGUAUCUUGGAGCUGGACGGCAGGGAGGUGUCUGAGUUUACGCCCUCCAAACCCCGGGAGAAGUGGCAACGCAAGCGGACCCAAGUCAAGAUCCGGAACGUGACGGCGAACCAUCGUGUGCAUGACGCUGUGUUUGCGGAGGACGGCCAGCAGGUGGUGACAGGCCGCUUCAUGUACGGCCCCCUCGACAUGGUCACCCUCGCUGGGGAGAAGGUGGACAUCCACAUCAUGACGCAGCCCCCGGCGGGUGAGUGGGAGUGCUUUGGCUCGGAGGUGACCAGCAGCGGUGGCCGCGUCAACUUCUCCAUCCCUGAGGAACGCAGGCUGCGCGUCGGCGUCUACCCCGUCAAAAUGGUCGUCAGGGGAGACCACACGUUUGCGGAUAGCUACCUGACGGUGCUGCCCCAGGGGACGGAGUUUGUGGUGUUCAGCAUCGACGGAUCCUUCGCCGCCAGCGUCUCCAUCAUGGGCAGCGACCCCAAAGUCAGAGCAGGAGCAGUGGACGUGGUCAGGUACUGGCAGGACCUGGGUUACCUCAUCAUCUACGUGACGGGCCGUCCGGACAUGCAGAAGCAGCGCGUGGUGGCCUGGCUCUCGCAGCACAACUUCCCCCACGGCAUCGUCUCCUUCUGCGACGGCCUCGUGCACGACCCGCUACGACACAAGGCCAACUUCCUCAAGUCCCUCAUCAGCGAGACCCACAUGAAGAUCUGUGCUGGCUACGGCUCCACUAAAGACAUCUCGGUGUACAACGCCAUCGGUCUCACUCCCUCCCAGAUCUACAUCGUAGGCCGGCCCACCAAGAAGAUGCAACACCAGUGCCAGUUCAUCUCGGACGGCUAUGCAGCUCACCUGUCCCAUCUGGAGAGCUCCCACCGCGCGCGUCCGGCCACCAAGUCUGGCAGCUCCCGCAUGGUGCUGCGUAAGCCCAGCUUUGGCCUGGGCACCAGUGGAGAGUUCCUCAGGAAGAGUAACCACCUGCUGCGCACCAUCUCCAACCAGCCUGGAGCCACACCGGGACCCACAGCACAGGGACAGGGGGCGCCAGCACUGCACAGCUCCCAGGGCCAGGGACACCGUCCUGAGCGGACCAAGAGCCAGUCCGACGGGCACCACGACCGCGCUGAGCGGGCGGAGCGGGCACAGGCCCAGCGCAGCAUGAGCCUGGCAGCUGGGUGCUGGGGACGCAGCAGUGCCAGUGGCAGUGCCAGUGGUGGCACUGGCGGCAGCAGCAGGCAUGACAAGCUGGACCCCACCGCCUUUCACCCGAAAAACUGAGGAGGACAGCCCCCACACCACCCACCACUAACUAGAGGAUGAGAGGAUCAUGAAAGGAUGAGAUUUGGAUGGCGGAAGGAGGAGAGAAAGAGAGAAAAGCUAGACUGUCACUUUCCACCCCCAAAAAACUGAGCACAAUAACUACCACCAGAACAGGAUGAGAGAGAAAGAGAAAGAGAGUGAAUUGCACUGACAAAAGCCUAAGAGAAAUUGAAAGAGAUUGAAAAACAAAAUGUGACAAGAAGUUGAGGGAGACAAGAAUGUGACAGGAAGUUCAAGUCAUGUCAUGUAUUCCUUCUGCUGUUGUCCCACACACAGAUGACCUGUCUAGCUAGCUCAUCGUCUUCUGUACCUGGCUAGCGUUGUUUUGUGGUAGUUAGAGUCAGCCGGUCCAGCCAGUUGGCUGAAACAAACAAGUAUGUGGCAAGAAGACUUUUAGUUUCUGAAGCUGAGGACGUUCACCUCUCAGUGGAGCACAGCGUGUAAAAAGUGCUGCUAUGAACCAACUUCUGAGAGAUUUAAGCAAGUGGUUGCCCUGAUGUUGAUCUUUUUUUUCUUUUACAGUGGUUUAUCUGACCAAUACCAUGCGGGUUAACAACAUGAGGUACAUGGCAUUGUCCAGUUAAACCAGUGUUAUCAUUUUUUUUAGUUGGUUCUGUGCUUCACUAUUUACAUGAUAAUACACGAGGAGAUUUGAGUGCAUAUGAGGUUCAUUGCCAAAACAAGAGUACAACAGGAGCAACUUGUCCUUGUUAUUUUGUUCUAUGGUCAGAACGGCCCUUCUAUCUACCCAUCCUCACCUCUGCAGAGACUGAAAAACUUCUCACGCGACGUCCCAAGAAACGUGAAAGAGUCUCUGUGCAGCAAUGCGCUCACGGGACACGAGAGUGCAGGCAGCCAAGUCAUGGGAUGGGACUCGAGAGAGACACUACGCCACAGCUCACAACUGUCUCUCGUUAAGUCGCAUUUAAGUCGGUCGCAAUGAGAUAUGCGUGACACGAGGCUCCACCACUCGUGGAGGGGAAAUUUGCUUAAUGAAUGCCCUGCACGCAUUUCUUUUUUUGUGAAGGUCGGGCUCAAAGUCAAAUGGAAUCACGUUCUCCUAGGUCCUACAAUGUUCUGUUGUGAAGGUUGAGGUCAUGGUUAAAUUCGAUCACGUUUCUCUCAAAAUGACGGUCAGCCAGUGCUCCUAGAGAUGACAGAUUGUGGCUUUGAUCUACCACCCAACAAAUUGGUGAACGUCUCGUGUGUGCGGGAGAGAAAGAGGAUGAGGGGUUAGGAAGGAAGAGACAAAGGGACCUUUCAGGACAUAAACCAAUUCACAAGUACAGACUUUUAAAAAUGUUUAUACAUGACUUCACAGCCUCUCCACAUCUGUUGCACAAGUUUGCGGGACAGCAUUUUAAUCACCAGUGUCUAUACCGUUUGUGCUAAAUGUACUGUCCACUGACCUUUAAAAAUGAUUAUUAUUUUAACGUGAAGUGUGCAAGACACACAGGGCUGUGGAAAAUGAGUGUGUGUUCUUUGUACAACUGGUUCGACUUGCUAUGAGAGAGUGUGUAUUUUUUGUCAAAGUGCAAAGAUGUUAUCUGGCAGGAAUGUCAUCUUCUAGGUUAUUCAUCAAUAGACUUGAACGGUUUUCAGUUUCACCAUGUUCACCCUGCUCAGUUAAUAUUUAGUUCUUACAUUUUGUGGCCGGCGGUCGUUGGUCACUCUCUGGGGAGCUUACCUAUAUUCUCCAAGUUGCUGCAUCAGGGAACCAACCUAACCCAAACCCUAGAGUUUCAAAAAUGACUAGGGACAUGUCUGGUGUCAGAAAGAAUCUACAAUGCGGUUACCACAUAUUUGGUUGACCUAGUCACAUUAGAUUUCUGACAGCACAACCCUUCGGUGUGGUAGACGGGCAUUACCUGGCUGAGCUGCACAGGUACAGUAGAACCAGAUGUGUCCAGGUGUAACCUAUGGUGUUGUAUUGUUCCUCCUGAAGCCUGCCCAUCACCAGUGGUGUAGUCUACGUUGAACGCGGGUAUACAGAGUAUGCCCACUUCUAAAUUUCAGGGAUUUCAGUAUACCCACUUAAAAUUGAUUGAUCCAUUGUUUUGAAUAGCACAAAUAUAUACAGUAUACCCACUUCAAAAAAUGCUCAAAUAUACAGUAUACCCACCACAAAAAAAGUAGACUACACCACUGCCCAUCACUGCUUUAAACAGUCUUUAUAAUGUCAGACAGGUCUGUGUGUUUGUACAUACUACCGUAGUAUAGAUGUUAAGGUGUCGGCUGAGAGACACAGGAGGCCAGAACUUGACGUUUUGGGGCCGGGUUGCCAAUAAUCGCCAGUGCUGGGCAACCUGCAUUCACAAGCUGCAAGGCAGAGUGCCACAUAUUCCUGGUUGUACUUGUCCAAGUGGGGAAAUAAAAUAUAUAAAACCAGAUCUUCUGGAAUAUGUGGCUUGUAGCAUCUGAACCCAGGUUGCCCAUCACUGCCAAUUGCAUAUUGCAUAUCACACCCGAUCUUUGACUUAUUACUUGAACUUGGUAGAGUUUUGCUUUUCCUCCCUUUUCUCACGUGGUGGGUGGGUAUGCAUAUUCUUACGCUGUCGAUUGUGACACACUUGCACACGUUUUGGGUCCCAACUUGCCAAAGCUGUUAUUGAACACACAGGAGGUGGACAUAUCGGCUUAACUCGGCGGGAAAGUCCAAAAUGUCUUGCCAGGAAUUUUCAUCCACCUGUACUCUCCACACUGGUAAUUCAAGGAAAUGGCUAAUUUGUGCCUAGCUGAGGAGUUAUGCUAUUCUGGGGUCCGUUUCUCGAUUCUUGUCGUUGCUAACCGUCUUAAGUCGGUCUUGAGUUGGUCGUAAGUUGCUCUUGAGUUGGUCUUAAGUUGGUCUUAAGUUGGU